Lucilia sericata (common green bottle fly) is the source of this 891-nucleotide messenger RNA. RefSeq lists its product as uncharacterized. NCBI's taxonomy places the organism in Eukaryota, Metazoa, Arthropoda, Insecta, Diptera, Calliphoridae. The record is from RefSeq and is a predicted model, not a curated record. The coding region runs from base 1 to 891 and encodes 296 amino acids. The transcript has 3 exons.
AUGAAAACCGACUGGGUCAAAUUCGGUAAUCUGAUUGAUACCAUACCACCUCCGGAAACGGAUGGACUACAUGGUACACAAGACUUGGACGACUCAGUAGAUUAUCUACCCAGGACUUUAAGGGAAGACUACUAUGCUUCAUGUAGGAUGCGGCAGGUACCUAGGAAAUUCCGGCAACCAUGGUGGAAUCCUAAACUAAUGCAGGUAAGGAAAGAAUGUAGGAAACUAUUUAAUAAAGCGAAGAGUGAUCAGAACCCGUUAAGCUGGGACGAUUAUCGUCAAAGCUUCAAUAUUUUCAAGAGGGAAACCAGAAGGGCUAAGAAGGAAUCUUGGAAGCGUUUCUGUGAGGAGCUGGAGAGUACCACGGAGGCAUCACGUCUACACAAGGUGCUAUCCAAAGACCCCGGUACGCCUGGAUUCCUGAUGAAACCGGAUGGUAACUUUGCUGAAAGUAGCACCGGAACUCUGGAACUGCUUAUGGAGACACACUUUCCGGGUUGCAGAGAUGAUGAAAAUCAAAGCUCCACCUUGGAGCACCUCGCAGCUUCUCGAAUCCACAUAAGUGAAUUAGUCAAUUCCAUUGUUAGUAUGGAGAAAAUUUCUGAUGAAGAUACGGUCGCACCCGCACUAGAACAUGGCGGCACAACCACAUGGGUGGUUUCUAGCUUUAUGGCCUACGAUCACGGGGAUUGUCCUCCCAAUAAAAAUGUCCGUAGAUUCGUUGAUAAGGCGAAUAUGCACAAUAUCCCUGUUAUCAUAUGUGCUGGCGCUAAUUCGCAUCACAGUAUUUGGUGUAGCAGCGGUACCAACACAAGAGAAAGUAUUAAGGACAUUGACGCAGCAAUUCACAACCUAACGGAUGCCUUCCGUAUGGCAACCACAACUGCUUGA